UCAGUUCCGUCCGUGAAACCCUACUUCCGAGCAGGGCCUUGCUGUGUCGGUUUGUUCGUACCCUCUGCUUCGAUGGCCGGAUCAGCUAUCGAGGCCUGCUCUUGGGCUUUCUCGUCGACAUCGACAGUAGCUAUCUUCCACCUUCUUCCCUAGCAGUCUCCACAAAUUCUCGUCUCGUGGAAGCACGUUGGGUUCUCGUAAGGUUUUGGCAGCGGGCAGCAUCACUGAUAGCUACCUUCUCAGAAAAGUAGGGAGUCUUGGACAUUCACCAGAUUCAUAGAUUGGAUCACUCAACCAGAUUGUCAGAAAUCCAGGUGAAGAUGCAGAUACGGGUAAAGUGUGGUUGUGGUGAUGGAAAAUGCCUUGAGUGGGCUAUCAUUGAGCUCCAAGGAGUUGUUGAAUCUCAGUCUACAGGUGCUGGUCAGAUCAAUGGUCUAGAAAUUGGACGUCUCUGUUGCUCAUCAUCUUCCUCUCAGACAAACUAUACCUUCACUGUGGGUUACCAUGAACUCUCUGGCACAAGGGUAGAGUUGAAAAAACCUCUAUUAGUUUUACAGAAAAAGGUGGCAACAAGUUCGACAAUGCUGCCUCAGUUUUCUGAUUCCCCACCAGUAGAAUUAGAAGUCAUUGGAAUUAUACGCCAGAAGAUCCUAUUCAAGAAUAGGCCAAAAGCUUUGACAUCAAGGGCACAGUCAAAGGAAAAGAGAACUUCGUAAUAACCUCUUCUAUCACAGUAGGUGCCACGUUCAGGUAUUUUCACCAUCGCAGAAGAUGAUAAUGGCUUGAGCAGUGGAGUUUUCUAUUGCAAGAUUAAUCCAGACCUUUUUGAUAGAAACCAAAGAAAUUGAGUGAUUUCGAUGGCUUUAUUUCUUCUUUUAUUUGUUUGGUGGUCGUAAAAAGAUACGUGCCUACCAUAUUACUGUAAUCUGAGCACCUGCUAGCGGUCAGGUUUGUGAUUGUAAGUUCCCUUCGACUUACCUACUCCAGUUAAUUCAUAGUGAUCCAACCUUUGUAUUUA
This is a messenger RNA of Zingiber officinale, 1018 nucleotides long. RefSeq lists its product as uncharacterized. The record is from RefSeq and is a predicted model, not a curated record. Lineage: Eukaryota; Viridiplantae; Streptophyta; Magnoliopsida; Zingiberales; Zingiberaceae. Gene Ontology annotation, cellular component: Ctf18 RFC-like complex. The transcript has 5 exons. Gene Ontology annotation, biological process: mitotic sister chromatid cohesion. Bases 321 to 716 code for a protein of 131 amino acids.